Lucilia cuprina (Australian sheep blowfly) is the source of this 631-nucleotide messenger RNA. RefSeq lists its product as uncharacterized. The record is from RefSeq and is a predicted model, not a curated record. Bases 39 to 578 code for a protein of 179 amino acids. The transcript has a single exon. NCBI's taxonomy places the organism in Eukaryota, Metazoa, Arthropoda, Insecta, Diptera, Calliphoridae.
ACAAAAAUAAACACCUUAGAAAUAUAAAACCCAACGCAAUGAAUAGUAAAAUAAUAAUUUUAUUAUUUGCUAAUAUCCUGGCUUUAUCACGAGGAGCUGAUGAUUUUGGAAGUCAAGAAAUCUAUACCACAAAUGUCCUGGCUUCUACAUCAACCUUAGGUGGCGUUAAUUGUUUAAUUGAAGCCGUAUUCAAUGUAGAGAAUUUGGCCAACGAUUUUAGCUACAACAUUCAAGUAUGUAACGUAAAUGCAUCCGCUGUUGUUAGUGAAAUCUUAAAUUUAUGCAAUACUAUUACCGAAAAUACCGAAGCGAUUAUUAACACAGAUGAUAAUGUUUGCAAAAAUGCUGCCUAUGAAGAGUCAGAUGCUGGUAAUUUGGCGCCUGUAGCUUGUACCCAACAAAUUAAUACGCUUAUGGUUAAUCUUUUUACGGCUGUUUCAAAUACUUACAAUUAUUUGGCGUUAGAUGAAUCAACAAUUGGAGAUACUUGUAGUGCAAUUGCUGCAAACACAUUGAAGAUAAAUUUGCCAAUUCUUCCUGAAUCGGUUAAUAACUGUGCCUUAUUAUUUAAACAAUAAAAGUUUUAUGUACACUUUUUUAAAUAAAAUUAAAAGAAGCAUUUGAAAAAAAA